This is a messenger RNA of Scomber japonicus (chub mackerel), 1235 nucleotides long. It is a transcript of the gene rabepk, whose product is annotated as Rab9 effector protein with kelch motifs. Gene Ontology annotation, molecular function: protein binding. The transcript has 8 exons. The record is from RefSeq and is a predicted model, not a curated record. Lineage: Eukaryota; Metazoa; Chordata; Actinopteri; Scombriformes; Scombridae. Bases 183 to 1235 code for a protein of 350 amino acids.
GACCACAUUUGACCAAGUACAGCUCAAAAACAACUACUUAAACGUUUAAACAAUCUCGGGAGUCUCCUUGUUAAUCUAGUCAGGUUUUCACAAGUCUAAGUGUAGUGGAUUUUGAUCUGGACCUGAUCUGUUUCUCUUAACUUUCCCCUUAACCCCAAAUCGGAAGCAACGAAUCAGAAGCUAUGGAGUUUCUCCCUGUACUUGAGCCUCUAGAUAAACCCAAAAAAGGAAUAUGGUAUUCUUUGAUACCAAAAGGAAGUGCUCCAGGUGUCAGCGUUGGCCACACCUGCACCUUUAGUCCAUCUAGAGAUGGAGGGAAAGGAUUCAUCUUCAUUGUUGGAGGAGCCAAUCCCAGUGGAAGUUUCUCAGAGUCCCAUGUCAUAAAUCUGGAUAAGCAUGAGUGGGAUAUUCCAGAGUGGGAGGGUUUGGAGGCGCGGUAUGAGCACUGCAGUUUUGCUCCAUACAGCUGCCCACAUAGCUUGUGGGUGUUUGGGGGAGCACAGCAAACUGGCAAUCGCAAUUGUAUCCAGAAUAUACAGCUAACAGACAGUGGGUCCCACUGGAAGAAUGUACUGGUGAAUGGGGAACCCCCCAGUCCCAGGACAUAUCACACCAACUCAGCUUGUAUAGGGGAUAGACUUUAUGUCUAUUCUGGAGGGGAAGCAGGAGCUGCACCUGUCUCAGACCAAAAACUCCAUGUCUUUGACACAGUGUCCUCCACAUGGUUACAACCAGAAACACACGGCAGACACCCACCCGUCAGGCACGGCCAUAUUAUUGUAGCAGUGUGUUCAAGGAUCUACAUUCAUGGAGGCAUGACAGGAGACAAAUUCCACAAUGAUAUGUACUCCCUUGACACAAGGAGCAUGAAGUGGGAGAAAGUGCAAGCCAAAGGAGACAUCCCGCCAGGAGUUGCAGCCCACUCAGCUGUGGUGCUCGGCAAGAACAUUUACAUCUUUGGAGGGAUGACAGCAGAUGGAGCCAGCAACUUUAUGUACAGAUUCACCACUGACAAAAGUAGAUGGAUCCUAAUGAAGUUUGAAGGUGAUAUACCGCCCAACCGCCUAGACCACUCCAUGUGUUUAUUGCCAUGGAAAGUGGGCAGUGAGGGGAAUGAAGAUGAGGAGCAAAACAGCCCAGCAGCCUCAGAAACAGUAAAUUUGGCUUUUGUAUUUGGAGGGAUGGACACCCAAGGUGUCAUACACAAUGACUGUAUUGUGACUGUUGUGACAUAA